GCGAGAUUCACGACUUCUUGUUUCUGCUCAACCAUUUUCUCUUAUAGUUGAAGGUGUUAUUGGCCCUAGCUAUUAUAGUGACUUAGCUGUGGAUGACAUUGUGUUGUCAGCAGGCUGUAGAUUUUCACAAAAUACUCUUCCUACAGCUGGUUACACUGUAACUGACACAACCCCCAAAGUUUGUGCAACGAGCCAGUACCAGUGUGCAAAUGGCGACUGCAUAGACCAGUCUCGCUACUGUGACUUCUCCAAGGAUUGUUCAGAUGGCUCUGAUGAGUUGACAUGUGGCGCCUGCAAUUUUGAGGCAGGACUGUGUGGCUACAAAGAUUUAAGUGUUGGACGCUACAACUGGACACUGAGCUACCCAGCUUUGAUGGGGUGGUGGCCCAGCUUCAGAUCACACUCUGGGAAAUAGACAGGGUCACUAUGCUUAUGUGGAGGGUGACAGAGGAGUGUUUCAACAAGUGGCCAGACUUCAAAGCCCUCCAUUGCCAGCACUGUCUACUCAAUGCACUGUUUCUUUCUUCUUUUACAUAUCAGAUCAUCAGUUAGGUCUCUUUCAGUUUGGGUUCAAUAUCAAUGAUUCAUACAGAAAUGUAUUCACUAUUGCUGGACGCUAUGGGUCAGGCUGGGAACCAAUGAAUAUAUACAUAGGUAGUUUAGGUGGUCUACCAGCAGGCUCUCAUCUUGAGUUCCGUGUGACGCCUGGCCAAGGAGCUCUUGUCAACAACUCUGCUGACGUGGCAAUAGAUGAUAUUACCUUUACUUACUGCACUCCAAGACAGCUACCUCCCGCUGUCAGCUGCACUUUUGAGACAGGAUUCUGCACCUGGAACCAGAGCACCAGUGACCAGAUGGACUGGUUAAGGCACCAGGGCUCAACACCAACAGCGCACACUGGCCCAUCUGAUGAUCAAACAACAGGUGUAGGUUACUAUGUAUACAUUGAAACAUCACCACCAACAAGACCAGGUGAUUCAGCUGUCCUGCAGACUCCAUGGCUGCUGCCUACAGAUUCUGCAGGUUACUGUCUGACUUUCUGGUAUUACAUGUUUGGAUCGACCAUGGGUAAUCUCACACUUAACUUAAUGACACCACAGGGCAUUCAGACAUUCUGGUCUAAACAUGGACCUCAGGGUGAUCAGUGGAGACAAGCCCAGCGAACUGUUGUUUCCACUACAGAAUACUCCCUCUUCUUCCAGGCUUUUUCAGGAGGUUACCUUGGAGACAUUGCAAUAGAUGACAUCUUAGCAUUGAGGGGACCUUGUCCUCCUACAGCAUCUUGUGACUUUGAAGAGGACACAUGUUCGUGGACAAAGAGCAGCAUGGGUAAUAUCAACUGGACCCUGGGCACCAAUGGUUCUACAGCCAUGGGAACAGGACCAAGACUAGAUCACACAUUUGGUUCAGACUCAGGCCACUUUUUGUUUCUACAUGGAAGCAAAUCAGGUGACCAGGCAUUCCUUGCCAGCACAUUACUUAAUAGUGUUUCAUCAUUUUGCCUACAGUUCUCGUAUUACAUGCAUGGACAACAUACAGGAUCACUGAAUAUAUCUGUCACUAUAAAUGGAACUUCUCCGCCUCAGUCUAUGUGGAGCCUGCAGGGAGACCAAGGAGACCAGUGGAAGCAUGCUGCAGUCAGUCUCCCCUAUCUGAGCAAUCAACAGUUCAGGAUUCUAUUGCAAGGCAUCAGUACUGGUGGUCAACAAGAAAACAUUGCUGUUGAUGACAUCAGCUUCAACACUGGAGAUUGUCCAUUAGGUAGCUGCAAUUUUGAAGCUGAUAUGUGUUCUUACUCUAAUGUACUUACUGGUGAUGACUUUGACUGGCAGAGAGGCCGUGGGGAAUCAUCAAGUCGCACAUUGGGUCCAUCUACUGACCACACACGCCACACAUCAUCUGGGCACUACAUGUACCUGGAAACUUCUGGUGCCAACCUCACAGCAGGGCAGAAGGCGUGGCUAGUGAGUGAGACUCUACCAUCUCCUAGAAAUCCAACAGGAGGAUGUCUUUUCUUCUAUUACCACAUGUAUGGGGUGGGAAUAGGCACCCUGAAUGUCUACACAUGGUCUGCAUCCACUCAUAACUUGACUCUCAUCUGGUCUGUAAGCGGCAACCAGGGCAAUGUGUGGAAGUAUGGCUUAGCUCCUAUACUGACUAACAACUCAUAUGAGAUCACCUUUGAAGGUGUUUAUGGAGGCAACACUACAGGAGAUAUUGCCAUUGAUGACAUAUCAGUAUCAUCUUAUCAAUGUUUUGGCAUGACCAAGCCUACAACUCCAUCAAGUGUUUUAAUAUCACCAGUGACAUACCCACCUACCUCCAUAGACUGUGACUUUGAGUCAGACAUCUGUAACUGGCAGCAAGAUACUAGUGACCAGUUCAACUGGGAGGUUCAAGCUGGCAGAACACUGACUGGGACAGGUCCCACUGCUGACCACACUUACAGUACUCUUCGAGGGCACUUUGCCUACAUGAACUCAUCACAUGACUCAGCAAACAGCUCUGCUCGUCUGCUCAGUCCAGCACUGACCAUUGGACCCCAGGGUGUCUGCUUUAAGUUCUGGUACUACAUGUAUGGAAGCUCUAUUAACAGGUUAACUCUUCUUGCUCAGCGCAAUGGAAAAAGUCAAGCAUUAUGGACACGGUCAGGGACCCAAGGACCACAAUGGAGGUACGGUCAGGUACAUAUACGCACUAAUGGAUCUACAGUCUUCAUCCUGGAGGGUCUGCCAGGACUUGGUGCACAUGGGGAUAUUGCACUUGAUGACAUUUCUGUGAAUGUUGACCGCUGCCCUGAUGAAGUGAUCUGUGACUUUGAGAAUGAUAAGUGUGGAUACACUCAGGCAUAUGAUGACAACUUUGACUGGGACUUGAAUCUUGCUUCAGCUUUUGACACGAUUUCUGGCCCCUCUGCAGACCACACUUUUGGUACAUCUCUAGGACAUUACAUGUACACCAUCUCCACACUACCACCUGGCAGUUUUGCACGAAUGGACAGUCCCUUGCUGGGGGCCAACCUCAGGCUCCUGUUUGCAGUUUUGGUACAACAUGCAUGGGUACAAUAUUCAGGGAGCAAUAGUAGGGACAGUUAAUGUGUACACUCGUAGUGAUGGUGCUCUUAGUAACACCAUUUUCACGCGGACAGGAGAGCAGGGUGCUGAGUGGGAAAUUGCCCAAGCCACUCUCCGCAGUACUGUCCCAUUCAAAGUGACAUUUGAAGGUGUAGUUGGAAAUGGAUUCUUCAAAUCUAUCUGUAUAGAUGACAUCACUGUUCAGCCUGGUGCUUGUCCUGGUGAAGGUAACUGUGACUUUGAGGAGAACCUUUGUACAUGGAAGAACACUGCUGUGGGAGAUAACUUCGACUGGCUGCAAGGGCAGAACCAACCACUGGCAGGUUUUUCAGGCACUGUUGUUGACCACACCCUGAACACAGUCUAUGGUGUUUAUAUGUACACUGACUCAUCUCCACCUCGUCAGACUGGUGACAAAGCAUGGCUUAUUUCACCAUCAUUUGACAACUCUACAGCUCGCUGUCUGUCACUGUGGUACAUGAUGGCUACAAGAGGUACUAUCAACAUCAAAGUCAUUGCUUUGACCAAUGGUACUGUCAUAAAUGUUGUGGGUAUAAAGCAGGAGAGUACCAACUGGCAGUUGUCAAGAGUGACCAUAGCUAACAUAAAGUCAUCUUACCGCAUUGUAAUCGAACACAUUGUUCAGACUCCAGGUCUGAGUGAUGUUGCUAUUGAUGACAUCUCAUUACAGACAGGAAAUUGCAGUGUAUUGCCCACAAUGUCUCCACAGCAGUGUGCCUUUACAUGUCCUGGAUCGACCACAUGCAUUGCUCGCAACAAAGUCUGUGAUUUUGUUUCUGACUGUCCCCAUGGAGAGGAGGAAACAGCUUGCGGCUACAACUGCAACUUUGACAAUCAGACUUGCCACUGGGUCAGCAACAGUGAAGGAACCUAUGUCUGGACAAAAUAUCGUGGUGCUACUCCUGAUUCCAA
Molecule: messenger RNA, 4007 nt
Organism: Pomacea canaliculata
Lineage: Eukaryota; Metazoa; Mollusca; Gastropoda; Architaenioglossa; Ampullariidae
Product: MAM and LDL-receptor class A domain-containing protein 1-like
Exons: 3
Coding region: 639-3095 (818 amino acids)
Cellular component (GO): membrane
Molecular function (GO): protein binding
Source: RefSeq, a predicted model, not a curated record